Messenger RNA from Leptosia nina, 666 nucleotides. Lineage: Eukaryota; Metazoa; Arthropoda; Insecta; Lepidoptera; Pieridae. The record is from the annotation of a GenBank genome assembly.
AUGUUAAGGGCUAGAUUAUUUUAUCUUAUCAAGUCAACGUGUAGACUAAAUAGAAAAAAGCUAACAUGUGGAAUUCGCAAUGUAACACCGGUCACAUUUGCUGUGCUCACCGCUGUAAAAUGUGAUGAGCAGAAACACGAAUUCACCGAUAUAACCGACGGAGAAAGUUUAGAACAUGAAUUUCUAAUUCGACAAGCUACCACGGUUAAUGUAAACGCAGCUACACAACUCCUUACUGUAACACUAGUUGCAAUCCAAGAUACUAGCGAAAGGUUAAGGGAUGCCCUAUCAAAGGAAAUAUGUCUUGUACAACAAGCUCUUGAAUGGGGCGAAGAAGCCACACCUGCACAGCACUGGGACCAGCUUGUAGCUAUCCGAGGAGCAUUGUGUGAUCUUAACCAUAAUCUUAGAGUACUGUUCAGUUAUUUGGAUUAUGCAGAAAAAAUUGCAACGGUUGCUGCAGAGAUCUCUUUUCUCUCUGGAAAUACUGCUGCAUCAGAUGCCAUUUGUGAGAGAAUAGAUCAUGCAACUAGGUCUUGUAAUAAUCAGAAGAAAUUGACUCAUGAUCUGCAACAAGAGAGCUUAGAAUUACAACAGCAGGCAAUAAUAAGUUCACCACAUUUGGAAGAUAAACUCAAACAACAAGACGAGAAAAGAAAAAAAUAA